This is a messenger RNA of Grus americana (Whooping crane), 1699 nucleotides long. It is a transcript of the gene RTN2, whose product is annotated as reticulon 2. Bases 309 to 1499 code for a protein of 396 amino acids. The record is from RefSeq and is a predicted model, not a curated record. The transcript has 10 exons. Lineage: Eukaryota; Metazoa; Chordata; Aves; Gruiformes; Gruidae.
CACUGGGACAUACUGGGGAGGGUCUCGAAGGUGCUGGGAGGCGCUCGGGGGGCUCCGAGGGGGACUGGGGGGCCCCGGUGCCGGUUCCCGGUGCCGGUAACCCGGUGCCCGGUUCCGGGCUCUCCGGUGCGGCCCCGCCCCUGGCCCCGCCCCCGCCGCCCCGGGCUCCGCCCCCCCCCGCCGCCGCCGCCGCCCUUUGUCCGCCGCCGCCGCGGGCCCCGCCAUGGCGUCGCGGUGAUGCGCGGCGGGGCCGGCCCGGGAGUAACGGGGCCGAGGGGAACCGGGAGCCCCAUGCGGGGGCCGCCGCCAUGGGGCAGGUCCUGGGCUUCGCCCACUGCAAAGAGGCUCCAUCCACGGCCUCCACCACGCCAGACUCCACGGAGGGUGGCAAUGAGGAGUCGGACUUCCCCGAGCUGCAGGCGGCACCGGAGCCCCCCGAGGAGGAAGAGGAGGAUGAGGAUGAAGACGGGGCGACGGCGGCGGGGGGGGGACCCCGGGGAUCCCCCCGGGAACUCACCUUCUCCUACAUCGCCUUUAGGGGAGGGGGUCCCCACAACGAGCCAGGACCCCGCUGUCGUCGAGAUUCCCGUCGGGGACGCUCUUCCCGCCUGAGCUCGGGGCCCCCCGGGGGGUCCCCCCGGGGGCCGGACCCCCACUUGGCUGCCAGGGCCCCCCCAAAGCGUCCCGAGGAGCCCCCAGCCCCUCCCGAGGGGCAGCUGGAGGUUGGGGGUGCCCUGCCGGAGUUGGGGGGUCCUGAGACCGAGGAGACCCCCAUGAGCCUGGCAGCAGAACCCACGGGCCCCCCCCCGCCCACGCUGCCCCCCCCGCCCGCAGUGGGAGCCCCACGCCCGCCCCCCCCCGCGCCCCCCACCCCGGACCCGCCCCCGGCGCCCCCCGACCAAUCACCGAGCCCGCUGGGAGCUGAUGUCCUGGUGUGGGAGCUGCUGUACUGGCGGGCGCCGGGCCGGUCAGCGCUGGCGCUGGCGGGGGUGCUGGGCACCCUGGGGUGCCUGGCGCGGUUCAGCGCCGUCAGCGUGGGCGCCUACGGGGCGCUGGCCGUGCUGGGGGUCACCCUGCCCCUGCGCCUGCACCGCCUCACCCUGGGGGCGCUGCGCCGGCGCCCCCCCGAGCACCCGUGCCGGACGCAGUGGGAGGGGGCCGUGGGGCUGAGCCCCGAGGAGCAGCAGCGCUGGGCCCGGCGCCUGGCCCAGCACCUCGCCGCCGCCACCCGCACCCUCACCCGCCUCUUCCUUGUCCACAGCGUCCCCGAGUCCCUCAAGUUCGCCUUCUUCUUCUACCUGCUGACCUACGUGGGGGCUGUCUGCAACGGGCUGACGCUGCUGGGAGCGGGCGUCAUCGGCGCGUUCACCUUCCCCGUGCUCUACCGGCACCACCAGGCCCAGAUUGACCAGUACGUGAGCCUGGUGAGGAACCACUUGGGUCACCUCCGAGCCAGGAUCCAGGCCAAGCUCCCGAGUGCCAAAGCGAAGCCGCAGUGACCCCCCCGUGUGUCCCCCCCCCCGCGAGGUGACAGCUGGGGGGGGGGGCUGUGGGAGGGGUCUCUCCACAUCCCUCCCACCCUGCGUGGGGGGGGUCACUCGGGGGAGGUGGGGGUUUUGUCCCCGCUCUGUGUCCUUCCCCCCACCCCACCUGCGUGGGGGUGUGUGUCAGACUUUAAUAAAAACUCUUGUGACAGCCA